GUUCCACUUCCGCGGGCCGGCCGGCGACCUUACGACGGCCUUCAGCGAGGGCGAGAGUGCCGGCACGGGUCUCAGUCGUACAACAGCAGCCGAAGGGGGCGGACGUGCCAGCGCAGCUCCCGAUCGGUUCGGGGCAUUCGGAGAGGAUGGCGUCAGUUCAUAUCACGGUGCUGCUGACAGCAGCGUUGGCCGCCUUGGCGGUGACAGCUGCCCCUCAGGAUGGUCUGCCCACACCUCCAAUCAUCAUGUUUGGAGGAUUCCGGCCGAUAUCAUCAUCGAACAGCGGCCCAUCGCCCGGAGUCAACCGGCAACUGCAGGUCAACUCUGGUCGUGGCCGGCCGGUGCCUCGCCCCGUCAACAUUCCUCUGCGGCCGGCCGGAAUCGUCCUGCCGCAGCGGCCUGGCAGGCUGCUCUUCAACAACAACAAUAACAAUAACAACGGUGGAGGUCAGCGCCCGCAGACGUUUGUGCAGAGUCCGCCGCGGCGGCCGCCCGCGGGUCGUCCGGUGAUCGCGGCGCCGGUCCGCCCCGCGCCGCCUCAGGUGGUCCAAGUCCAGCAGCAGCAGCAGAGGCCUCCUCAGCCCCCUCAGCAGCGACCUCCUCAGCCUCGGCCCCAGCAGCAGCAGAGGCCCCCUCAGCCCCCUCAGCAGCGACCUCUUCAGCGUCCCCAACAGCAGCGGCCUCAGCCGCAGUCCCAGAGACCUCCCCAGCCCCAGCCCCAGAGGCCUCCCCAGCCUCGGCCUCAGCAGCAUCGACCCCAGCCCCAGACCCAGCGACCUCCUCAGACCCAGCCCCAGCGACCUCCCCAGCCCCAGCCCCAGCGACCUCCUCAGCCCCAGCCCCAGCCCCAGCGACUUCCUCAACCCCAGCCGAAGCCCCAGCCGCAGCCCCAGCGACCUCCUCAGCCCCAGCCGAAGCCCCAGCCCCAGCCCCAACCGCAGAGGUUGCCGCAGAACAAGGGGAACGUUCACGCCGGCGUGCUGCCGCUGCAGAAUGAGGUGGCUGCCGACUCACUGCCGCUCUUCCCGCCACUGGGUAAUGCUGGCCGCUAACAGCCGCGAUUGCAGCGCCAUCUGCAUGCAUACAUCGACAGCAGCGCCUCUGGCGGGACGCUGGUGACACUGGUGGUUGACGUGACAUGAGAAGUUACAUCAACACUCAACAGGCAGCGGGCGUGAAGGGAAGACUGCGAGCUACCUACCCAUGCAAUGUUGCUGAUGUGGACUGAGCUGAAAAAUAAGAAUGAUGCACCGUCCUCGCUUACCGAAAAUAGCAACCAAGACCAGUGAUCAGUAAGGGUAGGGGAAGCCGGGGGAAGCCCGGGCGCGGGGGAAGCCCGGCCACCCCGUUUCCGGCUAAAUUAUUCACAAUAAAAUGCUCAACUGUUUGUCCUUUCAGCGUGGCAGCUAAGGUAACGCCAGCAAAAAAGUUCAGGCUGACAAAAAUUGCAUAUUGUUAAAGUUAUAGCGCAAAAAUGAUAUUUUAAGGGUUUUUAGCUAAAAAGUGAGAUAUGUUGCACUGUUAAUGUUAUACCAUACAGUACUAAUAUUUAUACGAAUGUUAUGUAAGGACCGUUUAAGUAUUUGUAGUGAGGGGUGACGAGGCAGGCUGGCUUAAGUAUGACAUUUUUUUUUCGAAUAUCGCUGUUCUAAAAUAAAAAUUAGCACAUUGGGGUAACCCCGGGCGAGUGGCCAAGCUUACCCCCAACCGAGAGCAAUGCCACUAAACCACUGUUUUCCAUGAGAUAAUAGGUACUGAGCAGGUUUGGUUUACACCUAGAUCAAAGAUAAAUUUCGAAAAUAAACAUGCUAUCAUUGACAAAGCCAGUCAUGUCACUUAAGGUCAACUAGGGUCAAACUACGUUUUUGCAGAUAACGCGACAGAUAAUGAAGCUAGAGCUUCAAAAAUGGUGUCGUUGUGUUCUUCGUCAUCAGCCGAGUCGAAUGAUAUGCAAUAUGAUGCAUUAAGGUAAAAAUAAAAAUAAAUUUUAAGGAAUUUUGAAAUACACCUUUUGUGUCAAUUUUGCAUCACGAUUUUCAUCGACCUGUACUGUAUAUGUAGUAGACGCUAGCUAAAAUACCAGUAGUGACAUAAUCUCUAAGAUGUCCAGAGCUAAUCAGUACCUUAAUAUUUCACUUUCCGUUAAUAUUUGGAAAACACAUAAUGGUUUCAUCAACUCGUUGUAAAGCGCUGGGGAGGUGGCCGGCGUUACCCCUAUGCCGGGCUUACCCCAGAAAAAUCAACACUUUUUUAAAACUCGAUUUUCUCAACCUUAUACUUAUUCCACGAAGCCGAAUUUUUGGGAAAACACGGCCAAUGAACUUAGCUAGCUAGCAGGAUAUCAACAUUUUAUACAGCACGUAUGGUAUGUAAAAAAAAUGAAAAAGAGCUUACUAUGCCGGGCUUCCCCCGGCUUCCCCCUAUGCUAGCAUAGCAUAGUGCCGCGAAGUGAUUAUGGACCAAUUCUUCCUCACUGGGGUCCACAGCGACCAUUAGUGGGGAGGCUUCAACAUCCAUGCAACUCGAAUGGACACAAUCGUGAUGUUACCAGCGGCCAGCUCAGAGCACUUGUCCCCGUCUGUUGGAAACAGAGGUAGUGGUCACGAAGUGCAGUGAGGAGUGAACAUUGUCGCCCAAGGAGCUGAUAUUGGAAACCGUCAGUUUCCGGAAUCACGUAACGUGCUAAGAGUGAAUUGCGAAUGGAUACAAUAGUAUGAUUGUGCUGUAUUUUAAAGUGAUGACUAAGAGUAGGGGAAUCGACAGCUACAUAGGUGUUUAUGUGAUUUUGAUACAUUUCAACCCUGGUGUCAUCGAAGACCCUUGAAGACAUCGGUUCGUUCGCGAACUAUAUAUCAAUAUAUAUCAUUAUUUAUAGCCCUUCGAAACUACUGAAAAACAAUGUGUGAUGUAAAAUAUCGCAAACAAUUGAGUUUGUGUUCCAUCGGCUGACAUUGCUACGCAAAAACACUGUUAUUUCCAAGGGAUAGUUAUUGACAGAUUUGUCAUCACCGUUCAUUGCAAUUAAUUGCACCGGUCAGUGAUUGCGAGCAUCGAGUGACUAUAUUUAUGCUUAUAAAUGUGUGUGUCUGUGUGUUCUGUAUGCUGUGUUUGUUGUCAAAUAGAUGUUUUGACAAGUC
Amphibalanus amphitrite is the source of this 3137-nucleotide messenger RNA. RefSeq names its product proline-rich proteoglycan 2-like. The transcript has 4 exons. The record is from RefSeq and is a predicted model, not a curated record. NCBI's taxonomy places the organism in Eukaryota, Metazoa, Arthropoda, Thecostraca, Balanomorpha, Balanidae. Bases 147 to 1052 code for a protein of 301 amino acids.